This is a messenger RNA of Lizanozyma spartinae, 1863 nucleotides long. RefSeq names its product putative electron-transferring-flavoprotein dehydrogenase (gene CIR2). NCBI's taxonomy places the organism in Eukaryota, Fungi, Ascomycota, Pichiomycetes, Serinales, Debaryomycetaceae. Gene Ontology annotation, biological process: electron transport chain. Gene Ontology annotation, molecular function: electron-transferring-flavoprotein dehydrogenase activity; iron-sulfur cluster binding. The transcript has 2 exons. The coding region runs from base 1 to 1863 and encodes 620 amino acids. The record is from RefSeq and is a predicted model, not a curated record. Gene Ontology annotation, cellular component: mitochondrial inner membrane.
AUGACUCAAACACUGAACUUCACAUUAAAAUUCGCCGCAACACCAGCAAGAUCUUUUGUUAGUUAUCCAUAUAGGAGACAAGGAGCUUCGUCUGCCCUAAAGGAUUCGCUCACAGAGGACGAUAUCGAGAUUUUGACGGAAGAAAGAGCUGCAGAUGCUGUUGAUGUAUGUAUUGUCGGAGGUGGACCAUCAGGAUUAGCUACCGCUAUCAAAUUAAAGCAAUUGGAUAAUGAGAAUGGGUCUGGUGAACUCCGGGUGGUUGUUUUGGAAAAAGCCAGUGAUUUUGGUUCCCAUAUAGUAAGUGGGGCUGUUAUCGAGCCAGGCGCUUUUAGAGAAUUGUUUCCUGAAAGCGAAUAUUAUAAUGAAGAUGGCUCAGGUAUACCCUUGCCUCCAGAUAUUGUUACUUUAGUAGCUCAUGAUUCCAUGAAAAUGUUAACUGAAAAGUAUUCCUUUCCCCUACCAGAACCAUCUCAAUUGCAAAAUGCUGGCAAAAAUUAUAUUGCCUCUUUAAACAAUGUUGUCAAGUACUUAUCAGAACAAGCUGAAGAAGUUGGAGUAGAAUUAUACCCUGGUAUUUCUGUUUCUGAAGUAAUUUAUUCUGAUGAAGCUAAAACUGCAGUUAAAGGGGUUGCUACAAAGGAUAUGGGUAUUUCAAAACUGGGUAAACCCAAGCCCUCUUUUGAAAGAGGAAUGGAAUUCCAUGCUAGAAUUACUGUAUUUGCAGAGGGUUGUCAUGGCUCACUUACCAAGGAAUUGAUAAAUGAAUACAAUCUUAGAGAAGGUAAACUGCCUCAAUCGUAUGGGUUAGGAAUCAAAGAAAUAUGGGAAGUAAGUCCUGAGAAAUUCGAUAAAGGUUAUGUUGGUCACACUGUAGGAUACCCAUUGAAUUAUAAGGACUAUGGCGGGGGUUUCCAGUACCAUUUUGGUGAAGGUUUGGUGGCUGUGGGGUUUGUCCUUGCUCUUGAUUACGCUAACCCUUACCUUUCUCCAUAUCAAGAAUUCCAGAAAAUGAAAUUGCACCCAUUUUAUAAGAAUGUCUUAGAAGGUGGUAAGUGUAUUUCAUAUGCUGCCAGAGCCUUGAAUGAAGGUGGAUAUCAAGCUAUUCCUAAGUUAUAUUUCCCUGGUGGUGUUCUUGUAGGAUGUACAGCUGGGUUCUUAAACGUGGCUAAAAUAAAAGGAACUCAUCUUGCUAUCAAAACAGGUAUACUUGCAGCUGAGUCCAUUUUCAAUGAAAUUAGUGAGUUAGAAGUUCUUUCUGAUCCUUCGGAAUUAGAAGAUGUCGAACCUAUAAUCUUGAAGCUGUAUGAAGAAGCUUUUGAAAAGAGUUGGGCUCGUGAAGAGUUAUUCAGUGUACGGAACGUUAGACCGUCUUUCAACUCACCCAUGGGAUUGUUUGGAGGUUUAACUCACGCUGGUUUAAGUACUUUAAUAACAAAAGGAGCUGAGCCAUGGACUUUAGAUUUCCAUCAUACUGAUGCUGCUGCCACUCAAGAUGCUUCCAAAUUCACUCCAAUUGAGUACCCUAAGGCUGAUGGUAAAAUUACUUUUGACUUAUUAACCUCCGUUUCAAGAACUGGAACUUACCAUGACGAAGAUGAGCAAUGUCAUUUGAGAAUUCCCGAUCAAGAUCACCGUAAACACGCUGAAAAGGCUUAUCCCAAGUAUAAAGGGGUUGAACAACGGUUUUGUCCAGCUGGGGUCUAUGAAUACAUUGAGGAUAAAAACGAACCUUUGGGGGUUAAAUUCCAGAUCAACAGUCAAAACUGCAUUCACUGUAAGACAUGUGACAUCAAGGUUCCCACACAAGACAUCGAUUGGACUGUCCCUGAAGGUGGUGAUGGUCCUAAGUACUACAUGAGUUGA